Molecule: messenger RNA, 1923 nt
Organism: Drechmeria coniospora
Lineage: Eukaryota; Fungi; Ascomycota; Sordariomycetes; Hypocreales; Ophiocordycipitaceae
Product: ubiquitin carboxyl-terminal hydrolase 14
Exons: 3
Coding region: 1-1923 (640 amino acids)
Biological process (GO): regulation of proteasomal protein catabolic process; proteasome-mediated ubiquitin-dependent protein catabolic process; protein deubiquitination
Molecular function (GO): protein binding; cysteine-type deubiquitinase activity; proteasome binding
Source: RefSeq, a predicted model, not a curated record
AUGUACUCCGUUCCUGACGAGCAGGAAACCCCAGGCACCAUCAAUGUGACGCAGGAGCCGUUCCCCCCCACAGUUGCUUCGAUCAUCUCCUCAAACAACGAGGCAUCCAUUUUGCCCUCUCCCCCAACUUUCACCUUUUCAAAGCCGCGUCUGACUUCCGACGCCGUGCAUCGCCGAAUACUGCCCCACGGAUUCGCCCAUGAUGGCAUCGAUAUCAGGUUCGGCCAUCCCCUCCUUUCCGCACCCAUCGUUGUCAUGUAUGACGUCGAAGUCGAAGCCUCGUCGACUGGCGAAGAUUUCAAGCUGCAGCUUUUCAGCCUCACCAAUGUUGAACCGGAGAGACAGAAGAUUCUCAUCAAGGGCGGGCAGCUCAAGGAUGACGCCGACAUGAGCAAGCUCGGUCUCAAGGCCGGACAGUCCAUCAUGAUGAUUGGUACCGCUGGCGACUCUCAACUCGUCCGUCCCAAGGAACCGAUCAAGUUUGUCGAGGACAUGACCGAGGCAGAGCAAGCCCAGCAGGCCGGCGCCACCCCGGCCGGCCUCGUCAACCUGGGCAACACGUGCUACCUGAAUUCGACACUCCAAACGCUGCGCUCGAUUCCCGAGCUUCAGACGGCGCUGGCCAAGUAUGAUCCUGCGGCGGGCGGGAUGAACGUCACCUUGUCGCGCGCGGAUCUGUCGGCCCAGCUGGCCCGGCUCUACGUCGAGAUGGGACAGACGCAAGACGCGCUGCCGCCCGUGAACUUCCUCGACGUCCUUCGUCUCAACUUUCCCCAGUUUGCGGAAAGGGCCAAGUCGAACAACAUGUACGCCCAGCAGGAUGCCGAGGAAGCGUGGAGUCAGAUUGUGCAGACGCUGGGGGACAAGGUCACGGUCAAGGGCUCGACCGACGGCGCUCCGGCGGUCUCGUUCGUCGACAAGUACAUGUCCGGUGCGUUCUCGUCGAUGAUGGAAUGCGACGAAGCCGAGGCACGCAACGGCGGCGAAACGGCGAUUGCGUCGAGUGAUGGCUUCUCCAAGCUCAACUGCCACAUCGACAGCUCCACCAACCACCUGAGGGACGGCAUCCUCGCCGCAUUGAGCGAGAAGCUGGAGAAGAAGUCGGAGGUGCUCGGCCGCGACGCGAGCUACACGAAAACAUCCAAGAUCUCGCGCGUGCCCAAGUACCUGACGGUGCAUUUCGUACGCUUCUUCUGGAAGCGAGAGACGCAGAAAAAGGCCAAGAUCAUGCGAAAGGUCACGUUCCCGCAAGAGCUGGAUAUUGUCGAGUUUUGCUCGGAUGAGCUGAAGAAGCAGCUGGUGCCGGUGCGCGACAAGGUCCGUGAGAUCCGGAAGGACGAGGAGGACAUUGAGCGCGCGCGCAAGCGCCGGAAGAAGAACAACCACGAGGACCUCGAUGACGUCGCCGGCGGCUCCGGCCUGCCGUCGGAGAAGGAGAAGAAGGAGAAGGAGGAAAAGAUGGCGCAGAAGGCGCAGAACAGGGGCGAGACCAAGGCGGCGGCGGAUGGCGACGUCGUCAUGGAGGAGACGUUCAAGACGGAUGCCGAGAUUGACGCCGAGAAGGAUGCCGCUCUGCUCGCGGCCAAGAAGGAGCUCAACGCCAUCAUCGAUGCCGACCUUCGCAACGACGACGGCGCGAACCAGUCGGGCCUGUACGAGCUGCGCGGCGUCGUGACGCACCAGGGCGCCAGCGCCGACAGCGGUCACUACACGGCAUACAUCAAGAAGACGGCGCCCGUGGAUCCCGUGACGGGCCGGACGGGCGAGGAGGACGGCAAGUGGUGGUGGUUCAACGACGAAAAGGUGUCGGAGGUGACGGUCGACAAGGUGGAGGCGCUGGCGGGUGGUGGCGAGUCGCACUCGGCCUUGAUCCUGCUGUACCGGGCGAUUCCGCUGCCCAUGGCGGACGGGACGAUGAAGUAG